This is a messenger RNA of Penicillium malachiteum, 885 nucleotides long. RefSeq names its product succinate dehydrogenase assembly factor 2. The transcript is spliced from 2 exons. Gene Ontology annotation, biological process: protein-FAD linkage; mitochondrial electron transport, succinate to ubiquinone; tricarboxylic acid cycle. Lineage: Eukaryota; Fungi; Ascomycota; Eurotiomycetes; Eurotiales; Aspergillaceae. The coding region runs from base 1 to 885 and encodes 294 amino acids. Gene Ontology annotation, cellular component: mitochondrion. The record is from RefSeq and is a predicted model, not a curated record.
AUGUCUGCACCAAGACUAAUUUUCCGCGCCUUGCGGCCAGUGCCAUCAUCGCACAAGCUCUCGGCAAUUAACCGUUCGUUCGGCACAUCUGCUCUACGCUUCAGCGAUGCCAAAGAUCGCGCUCAUCCCAAUGCCCCCGCCCACCGUGAGACCCAGGCGAAGAAGACGCCGAAUCAAUUCGUACCCAACACUACUUCUACUAUGACCAAGGACUUUCCCAAUGUCGGAAACAAGCCUGCGCCGCCGGAGAUGCUGAACAGCGUUGAUCCCAACUACCUUCCUGCGGAUCCUUACCCCGGAAAGAUUGAGCAUUUUACUGGUGGUCGCCAGGACAAUGGUGCACAGAAGCCUGAGUUGGGUGUUGGCGAGAUGGAAGGUAUUACCUUCAAGGUUGAGCCAUUGAAGCGAGUUGGAGAGGACGCUGUUACCAUGCGUGCUCGGUUAUUAUACCAAAGCCGCAAGCGCGGAAUCCUGGAGUCCGACCUCCUUCUCUCCACCUUCGCCGAUGUCUACCUCGGCAAAAUGUCACUCCAGCAACUCCAAGAAUACGACCGCUUCCUCGAUGAAAACGACUGGGACAUCUACUACUGGGCUACCCAGGACCCGCCCGAGGUUACCGGCGCAAACUCUCCAGCUGAGGACACACUAACGGAGACUUGGAAGGAAACUGGCGCAAAGAGCGGCGAGUGGGCACAGACUAUUGGUGCUUUCCGAGCUGCCUACCGACCAGUUCCCCAGCGAUGGAGCGGAUCUGAGAUUUUGGAGCAACUGAGGGACCAUGUGCGUGAUAAGAGCGCUGUUGGCUUCGAGUCGGCUAAGAAGAAGCGCAACGGUGGAGGUGGUGGAUUGGGCCGUAUGCCCAAUGUUAAGGUUUUCAACUCUUGA